UUAUAAAUGGUCUAUUUUUAGCCGUCAGUAGGUAUUUCACAACUGAAUAGUCAUAGACCAAGUCUUGUCACCUCACGGGUUCUAUAUCUCAUACCGGUUAAAACUGAAUGGUCACAGACCAAGUCGUGUCACCGGCGAGUAAAGUCCUCUACACAAGUUCACGGGUUCUAGAUCUCACACAAGUUUGGUGUCGGUUCCAGUGACCGCUUCUAUUCACCGUUAGCCAGAACAACGACCACAGAUGAGUUGUGGAGACCCUGUCCUGACGUUUGGCAUCAUAGCAGACGUUCAGUACGCCGACGAAGACAACGGCAGGAACUUCCUCAAGACGAGAACUCGCUACUACAGAAACUCUCUGAACAUCCUCCACAACGCCGUCAACCACUGGCGUCAGGUGAAGCCAAGAGUGGACUUCAUCCUUCAACUCGGAGACCACAUUGACGGCAUCUGCAAACGCAAGGGCAGUGACGUAGGCCUCCGGACUGCCCUCGGUCCGCUCAUCAGCUUCGGGAAGCCAGUCUAUCAUGUGAUAGGAAACCACGAACUCUACAACUUCUCGCGGGAACAGUUUAUUGGCACCGAGCUGUUCAGUGCUGGAAGGGAGGAAUGCGACUCGCCAGCAGUAGGUUGCCUGUAUUACUCUUUCCAGCCUCACCCAGCCGUAAGAGUCGUGGCGCUAGACUGCUACGAUGUCAGUCUUAUAGGCAAUCCCAAAGACAGCGAUAAGUACAGAGAGGCGAUGGAGAUAAUUCGAGAAAAAAAUACCAACGAGGAUCUGGCUUCUCCGCUUGGACUUCCAGAGGAAAAUAUGCGCUUUGUGACGUGGAAUGGAGGAUUGUCGUCCAGACAGUUGAGCUGGCUGCAGACUGAAGUACAAGAAGCCGAAAAGCUACGUCAGAAUGUUAUAGUCUUUGGUCAUCUUCCUCUAUUCCAACCAACGUCCGACUGCGUGAAUCUCUGCUGGAACGCGGAAGACGUGGUCGACGUUCUCCACCAGCACAGCUGUGUCGUCUGCUAUCUAUGUGGUCACAACCACGACGGCGGGGACGCCGUGGAUGGCGAGGGUAUACUGCAUGUGACGAUGCCAGGCGUCGUUGAGAGAGGUCCCGGGGAGGACGCUUUCGCCACCGCUAGUCUACAUCGUGAAAGGCUGGACAUAGCGGGGCAAGGAGCAGCGGGGUCGUUCAGCGUCAACUUGCGUUAUCCCAUAUCAUAAACUGGUGACUGCUAGUCUACAUCGUGACAGGCUGGACAUAUUGGGACAAGGAGCAGCGGGGUCGUUCAGCGUCAACUUGCGUUAUCACAUAUCGUAAACUGGUGACUGCUAGUCUACAUCGUGACAGGCUGGACAUAUUGGGACAAGGAGCAGCGGGGUCGUUCAGCGUCAACUUGCGUUAUCCCAUAUCGUAAACUGGCGACUGCUAGUCUAGAUUGUGACAUGCUGGACAUAUUGGGACAAGGAGCAGCGGGGUCGUUCAGCGUCAACUUGCGUUAUCCCAUAUCGUAAACUGGCGACUGCUAAUUUGUGUAGAUGCUCUAAGAUCAAGCGCGCUAAUCAAAUAUAUUUUAUAACUAAUAAUCCACAGCAUUACAUUUUUGGACAUUGCGUUUCUAAAAGGUCCAUUUCCCCUAUUUUGAGUAAUGUAAAAAUUGUCCCAUUAAAAUAAAUAGAGGAUU
Gigantopelta aegis is the source of this 1677-nucleotide messenger RNA. RefSeq names its product manganese-dependent ADP-ribose/CDP-alcohol diphosphatase-like. The record is from RefSeq and is a predicted model, not a curated record. NCBI's taxonomy places the organism in Eukaryota, Metazoa, Mollusca, Gastropoda, Neomphalida, Peltospiridae. The transcript is spliced from 3 exons. The coding region runs from base 242 to 1216 and encodes 324 amino acids. Gene Ontology annotation, molecular function: manganese ion binding; ADP-ribose diphosphatase activity; CDP-glycerol diphosphatase activity.